Molecule: messenger RNA, 2970 nt
Organism: Toxoplasma gondii ME49
Lineage: Eukaryota; Apicomplexa; Conoidasida; Eucoccidiorida; Sarcocystidae
Exons: 10
Coding region: 419-2962 (847 amino acids)
Source: RefSeq, a predicted model, not a curated record
GUAAUUGUACCGUGUCUGUUGCUGCUCCCAGGAAAUUCGUGAACUGAGCCGGAUUCAUGUCGGCACGCUUGUCUCGCCUCUCAGAUUCGGCAUAUUCUAGUUUGCCACAUUGAGUUGAGGGUUGGUGUCUUGUCCAGACACAUACUGGGGCUGAAGGCACUAUUUUGAGGAGGCUUAGAAAAUAAUUAAGCGGCUUCGCGUUUGGGGGAAGUGGUGACUUGAACUGCGGCGAAACUCGGCCAGUGGAAGUUAAAGAUGGUUAGAGUCGCUCCUGUGGCAACCAAGGGCCGAGCCCUGACAGCUGUGCGUGUUUGCUGAAGAAGCUGGGCGUCAUGUAGUGAAGAAAACUUACGGUGCCUUUGAUGUAUUAGCGUCAAGUGCGGAGUUUCUCAUUUUCAACUGUGCUAGCACAGGCCACAUGGGCAUUGUGGGGAAGGCUUUGCUCAAAAAUGGUCUACCUGUGGCAUCAGUGCUUGUGACUGAUCAUGUGCCAAUGGCCGGAGAGUCGAAAUUUCGAAGAGACCUGCCUUCAGCGGUCACUCUUCUACUCGUCACCAUCGAAUUCCUCGUCUCCACUUCCCCCUUCUCCGCUUCAUGUCUUCCAACGUAUAUGGCUCAUGGUGUUAGCCGAACCCUUUCCCGGAACACGCUGUUAGACAGCCAUGCUGUCCGUCAACCUGCUGGUCACCAAGGCCACGAGCACGGCAGAUUCUGGUCAGUCGUAUAUCCACACGGCUGGCCUUGGGAUGAGCUUUCAGAAGGUCCCCAACUGCGCGUUUCUUCGCGACUCCGGAGGCUUCCCCACACUCACAAAACGGUUGUUCAAAAUCCACCUUCUACCGAACCGUCGGCAACUCGCCCUAGACCUGCAGGACACACGCGAGGAAAUCACUCUCCCUCAUUUUUAAAGCUCAGAAACGACUCUGAAAACGAGCAUGUCGACUCAACACAGGUGGCAGGUGAGGGCAGUCGCGAGGAUCCUUGGAGUUCAUUUAACACGGCAUCCGAGCUGCGCGAAGACGGAGAUGGAAAUCUCCUGUUGCUGGGGAAACCGCACUCAUACACUUCUUCAGAAGCAAUGAGUGACAUGGUCCCCGAGGCUGGCGUUGACGGUGAACCUGAUGCUUCCGGGGAUAUUCCUGCCGACCAGCAGGGAGGCGAAGAUAAGCAAGACGAGGGUGGACUUUCUUCGGCGAAACCCAUGGUCUUGCCAGUGCCAGAGGCUGCUGGUGGCAACUCUGUUUCGCAAGACACAUUACCUUCACGCACGGAGGAGACUGGCUUGUCAUGGCCUGACGUGGGGAGGGAAGCAUUACGAGGCUCCUCUGCGUACGGUACACAGCAGAGCCCUUCUGAAGAAGAAAGUCACGGAGUAAAACCAGGAUUCAACGAAAGCCAAGACGUCACCGGUUCAAGUGCCACGGGAGAGUUCGCGGACCGAGCCUUGCUAGGGGGACCAGAACGCAGCAACGAGACCUAUUCAGCCCAGGAAACGGAGACAACCGGUGAAGGUCCUGAUUCGGAAAGAGAUUCAGUGCUUGCAAAACGGAACAUCCUUGCAGAGGAUGACACUGCUUUGGGAGCUGUGCCUGUACUCUUUCCACAAGACAUGGCUGUGCCCGACUUUGAAACAGACGGCUUCGUCGUUCCAGGAAAUAUUACCGUGUCGCUUUACCACAAGGUGCUAGCGGAGUCGAUAGACGCUUCACGGCGUGCGAACGGAGGGCGCCUGCCGGUGAUUCAUGUCCGAUGGCAUCCACAAGAAUCGUUUGUAGAGUCGGCAGCCCAAAUUUUCAAUGACGAGGGGAGGCCUUACUUUUAUGUUGUUGCUGGAGAAUACACACAGACGCCGAUACGGCGCAUGGGUUUUUUCCAGACCAGUUCAGUCACCUCAGUCGGGCCCCUCCAGUGGCCGAUUCCGAAAGGCGAAAACGGGAAGGAUACUCGGGAGUGUCCAUUUUUUCUACCUCAUCUGGACCAACUGAUUGACAGCUCUCUGAACAUCACAAGCGCUUCCGCAAGCACAUUUACGAAAACGGAUGCAAACGACACAGAAGACUCGAAAAGAGAAAUCGAAAAUUUGCUGCUCCGGUGGAUUCCGUACGGCCUCACCAGGAUUGUCGAGCAUGGUGCUCAAGCAGACACUCUUUCAGAUGGACGGAACCACGUUCAUGUCAUUCGCACGGUCCGAGAAUUCGUCACGGCGCUGCAGCAAAAGAUGCCCGAAAGCCCUGUGAAGACAGUCGACGGAAGGGAUGUAGUGGUUGUGGUCAACGACCGGCGCCCUGAACUCGAGCUCCUUCUUGAAAGGGCAAUGGAUUUUGCCCCGUCCGGGACACCGGUGAUCGUCACAGACACCGAGGCAUUUGUCCCGGAGAACAUCCUCCCGCGUAUUCGCUCGAGGAGUCGAGCCGGCGAAAGAAUUCAUUUUGUCGUUUUUGGCAUUGGGAGAUACGGCCAACUUCCGCUAAACGCAGCAUUCCUAGAUCGAGCCGUCCUGCGAGUGCCGAGGGCGACCGACAUCGAUGCCUUUGUUCAGAGACACAGCGAUAGUUCUCCGCCAGAAGAGAAAAGCCUUCCAAAACGGAAUGGCCCCGAUGACAAAGAGGAAUCGUUUUUGCCUGACGAAGAGCCUUUUGCCGCUGACAACUUCUUGAUCCUGAACCCUUUCACUGAAUUCCUCAUGCGCUUCAACUACACGGAAGUCGACAACGUGGCGGGUUACGCCGAGGCUCUUACGCGGGAACUCCAACACGUCCCAAUCACCUUCUUCUACAGGAAUGAGACGCGUCGCGUGGCCGUUGUCCUUCUGACGGAUUUUCCCGAGGCAGAGAGCGUUUUUCUUACGAGCCUCUUGAAGCUGAACGUCAUUGUGCAGGUGACUAUUGCGGUGGCCAUGAUUAUCGGCCUGCUCGCUUGUCUGUGCAUGUGCCGGAUGAUGUAUCUUCUCAAAAGCAGGUGACACGGCUG